AUGGACGACGAUGACGGCAUGAUGCUCAACUUUAGUGCGUCUUCCAAGACGGCACCCAAAAAGACCAAGAGCAAGACCCCAUCGCAACCGAGAUCCACCACCUCCACCACCACCCAUGAGUCGUCUACAGCAACCGAUGCCCCUCGAGGAAGAAUCAUGCACGGCAAAGCCCAAGUGAUCUCGUCUAUUUUCUCGUCGAAUCCCAAUGUGAGGCUUCCAAAGUCGGCACGUGUUAUCAAGACAAGUGAGAAAAGCACGGUGCCUAGCAACGCCCCUGUUGCUGAUAGCACGACAUUUAUUGGUCUUGGUAUCGAGUCUGAUUUGGUCAACUUGCUCAAGGAGCGUAUCCAUGUGACAACACCCACCAACGUCCAACGCAAAGCAAUUCCAUUAUUAUUGGGACCAACACGCAAUGUGCGAGAUGCUGAGAUCCUUGAACAUGAUGUGGAUGCCGUCAUCCAAGCAGAGACAGGUUCUGGAAAGACACUCACCUACUUGUUGCCAAUCAUCAAUCGACUUCUUGAGACAUCCGUACGACCUGAUGAUGAUAAUGAUCAGCAACCUCAACGGGAUCGUAACAUUGGUACUUUGGCAUUGAUUUUGACACCUACACAUGAAUUGGCGCUUCAAGUAGCGAAUGUGGCAGAAAAGCUGGUGAAUUUCCCAAAAUCAUAUGGUCGACCCCAUUGGAUCAUUCCUGGUCAAAUCACAGGUGGUAUCAACAAGGCUAAGGAAAAGGCACGUUUGAAAAAAGGCAUUACAAUCUUGGUGGCAACGCCGGGUCGUUUAUUGGAUCAUUUAUUGCAUACCAGUAAUUUCAGCAUUGCCAAUCUCAAAUGGUUGGUGUUGGAUGAAGCAGAUCGAUUGUUGGAUCUUGGUUUUGAAGACACGCUCAAGCAAAUCAUGGAUAUUCUAAAGACAAAGACACGUGCUAGCAAUGCAUCGAGUGAUUUUUGGCCCCAUAGCAGACAAACGGUGUUAUGUUCAGCAACAUUACGAGAGGAUGUCAAGCAAUUUGCUGGUGAAACGUUGAUGCGGCCUGUUUUUGUGAGUGGCAACGACAAAGUGGAAUCAAAGGGUGGUGAUGAUGAUCAACAAGAGGAGGAGGAAGAAACAAAGUAUGCAGCACCUAGUCAGCUCAAACAACAAUAUGCCAUGGUGAGUGCCAAGUUACGUCUCGUUUCCUUGGUGACGCUUUUACGAUCCUCCUUUUUCAACAAACGUUCUGGUACCAAACCAGCACGUAAGAUUAUUGUUUUUGUUUCAUCCAUUGGGUCCGUCAACUUUCAUUUCAAUCUAUUGGCACAUGGUGAUCGCACCUUGGAGGACGAAGAUGAUGAGGAUGAGAUCAUGGAUGAUGAAGAUGAUGAUGGCAAGAAAAAGAAAAAGGAAAAACCUAUCAAGAUUUGUGAACGCAGCAGUUUGGUUGGCGAUAUACCCCUUUACCGACUUCACGGUGACAUGAAGCAAAACGAGCGCAAGGAGACGUAUCAAUCGUUUUGCAAGGCAACCAAUGGUAUCAUGUUCUGUACGGAUGUCGCUGCUCGUGGUUUGGAUAUGCCUCAUGUGGAUCACAUCAUUCAAUACGACGCACCUGUGGAUUUGAGAGAUUACGUACAUCGAGCGGGUCGUACAGCACGUCUUGGUCAAGCGGGUAGCGCCACCAUCUUUUUGUUACCGAGCGAAUUGGAGUAUGCGGAUAUGCUCAAGGCACAAGGCAUGACGGUGGCUCCUUUGGAUAUCCAAUCCGUAUUGAAGUUCUUGGGCAAUGAGUCAAAGAAAGGUGAUUAUCAAGAUGUGGCUCAAAAUUUGCAAAACAAGAUGGAAGAAUACGUCUUGCGAAGUGAAGAGAACAUCAUGAUGGCUCGCAAUGCUUAUUGGUCAUUUAUCAAAGCUUACUCGACACAUCCCAAGGCUGAAAAACAUGUUUUCCAUGUCAACAAGCUUCAUCUCGGUCAUAUUGCCAAAUCAUUUGCUCUGCGUGAAGCACCACCCAAGACAAAGGAAGUGAAGAAAAAGCAUACUGGCAGUACACCAGCAGGAAGAAAGAGCGCUGAUGAUGGCAAACCUUUGACUGAAAAGAAAACCAUGCUUAAGCGUGCUCGACUCUUGGAUCAAGGCGGCAGCAACGAAUUUGCAGUUGUUAGUGCAUCAUCAUUAUCAACAGGUCCAACAGCUCGUCAAAAGAAACGUAAAACCAAGAAAUAG
This is a messenger RNA of Lichtheimia ornata, 2208 nucleotides long. RefSeq lists its product as uncharacterized. The record is from RefSeq and is a predicted model, not a curated record. Gene Ontology annotation, biological process: ribosome biogenesis. Lineage: Eukaryota; Fungi; Mucoromycota; Mucoromycetes; Mucorales; Lichtheimiaceae. Gene Ontology annotation, cellular component: nucleus. Gene Ontology annotation, molecular function: ATP binding; nucleic acid binding. Bases 1 to 2208 code for a protein of 735 amino acids. The transcript has 2 exons.